AUGAGUCUGCGCAGCUUGGCUUCAGUACUGUUGCUGGGAACGGUACGUCUUUAUGCAUGAGUUUGGCAGCAAUUGGGAACUGUGUUAGUGUUAUACUGGUACUUGACCAGAGUACAAUGGACUAGCUGGUGUCGAGGGUCUUGCCAGGUACUUGGGAAUGAAAUAACCUCUUCUAGUUACGCGGUGAGAGACAUAUUAUGAUGAAUGAUGAAUAAACAAUGGGUAAAUGUAAUGGGCAUCUCGAUGAGAGUGUAGCCCUGCAUAAACUGGCAGUUCACUAAGUGCCAGAUGGUGAAGAAAUUAGCUUUACAAGGGGAAGGUGAAGCCUAAUGCCAAGUGGCUCAGAGAGGUUCUAGCUGUGAAUUUGGCCGAGGAACUGAGGCCACUGAAACAAGUGGUGCAGAUGUUGGCCUCUCGGUGAUAAGUAAGAGAUUCAAAUGAGUGGCCGUGCAGGUGAGGCCCCAUCUAAUCACCUGUAGAGGUUGGAGCGAGGCUCUAGCUAUGAGUUGGGCCAAUGCGUGAGGAUGGGUGUUGGCUUCGCGGGACUGAAUUAUGAACAUACUAGAUAAUGGCUCGUACCAAACCAUUUGCAGCCAGUUGAUCUAUCUAUAAGGAAUGUAGAGGAAUAGAAACAUUAUGGAUUGAUAGAAAGUAUGUCGGAACAUAUGUACCUAGCCCAACUAGUGAGGUUGAGCUUGAGAAAGGAAUAUCAUACAGAGGAACCUAAAGACACAAUGAGAAUAUGUCCAGGAUGAUGCAAGUGCUAACUGAGAUAACGUAUUGUAUUACUAAGGAUGGUGGGAACCUAGAAAAAUAAGAGAACUUAUGUAUAACUACAUACAUAGGCAAAAACAGAAUGAGUAAGGAAAAUAGAUUGAACUGAAUCUACCCCACUGUGCAUCCUUCUACUAGAAGGACCUAAAGUAUGUGUGAAAAGGAAUAGCCUAAGUAAUUAAACACCAAAACAUUUAUAUCACAUCUCUAGCUUACUAGUGUGUAGCGAAUUAUGAGAUCUAGUAAGCGCCUUAGUUGAAGGUGUGGGUUAUACUAAUUUCAGUACAAUAGACAGAUCGAAGAGGUCUGAAUACGUAUAAUUGCAUUAUAAUUAAAGGGUUGUAGUUUUCCCUCGUAAGCAGGAACAUGUUGUAUGUAAAUGCUCAAAGGGGUGGGGGGGGGAGUACGAUAUUGGAUCGUACUUGUUUGCCCAAAGAGGGCCGUAUGUAACCAUAUGGAGCGAAGGCCUAGUGAGGGCCACAUGUAGAGGUAUCACAGCGAAAGGCCAAGAGUGCCCAAUGUAAGUUCUGAGUUCGAAAAAAUAGGGCUGUAUGAGGGGUAAGGAUGUAUGGAAUGAACAAAUGUGGAAUAAACAUAUCAAGGUUGUAAGAGUUGUGUAGACAUCCAAGAAAAAAUGCCUUUGUUGUUUGAACCAGUCCACAUGUAGUGGUAGGGAGAAUUGUCAUGAAUAACAGGGUGGCAACAUUGUAUGUAAUAAAGGGCUGUCUGAGGCUGUGAUCAAAGGAUAAUGAUAUAAAUAACCAACAUGAUAGAUUAUCAAGUGUCUAGAUAUAGGUGUCAUAUGUAACAUUGUCAAUACCGUGCUAGACCGAGGUAGCUUAAUAUGUUGGGGAAAGGAUAAAACUUAUCAAAUGAGGAGGGCCAUAUAGGUUGGGUUGGUGUAGGCCUAGUAUAUAAUUGAAUGAAGUAAGAUAAGACAUUAUAUAUAUAUAUAUAUAUAUAUAUAUUUAAAACCCUUGUGAAGAAGAAAUGUAUACUUAUUUCAAGCCCAAAUGAGUGGCCAAAAUUGUGUUGUAUUGGAUUGUCCAUAGAGGGCCUUGUGAAGGUCAAGUAAGGACCGAGUUUAAAGAUAUUCCAUGAAUCAAUAUCUCGAUAGUAUUGAUGACACUCAAUUGCUUGCAACGUGAGUAUAUUUAGGCUGUGUCCUAUGUAGGUGGUGAUGAUCCCGCCUAAUAGAUACUGCUGAACCAGAGUCGUGUAGAGACAACGUACGUAAUAAAGGAUACAGUUUCCCCAGGAGGAUGGCCUAGUGAAAGGUAAGGUAUGAUUAGUUUAUCAAUAUUGUGUAGUGUGUUGGAUAGGGUGGUAUGCAGCACCUGUAAGUGGAUGUUAUAUAAAUGAAAAGCCCAAUGAAGGGCUGAUAUAGGUGCAACAUGAUAUGUUGCACACUGAGGGUCAUGUAAACGGAUGUUGCAAAGUCCCAUUGAGGGCCUUUUGCAAGGACUAUUUUAUUUUAUUUUUUGAUCUGGUUUUAUUUAUUUAUUUUAAUUUUUACACAUUGUGAUAUACUUAAACGCAGUAUAAUAGGGCAACAUAUAACACCAAAGCACCAGGAAGGACAAAAUUAGAUUGUAGUUGUAAGCCAGCCUGGGGCUGAAUGAAGCUUAUGUAAGUGAAGGCCUAGUGAGAAAUGUCAAGGUAGAGGAGUAGAAGGCUGAGAGAGCUCAUUGUGAUUCAUGAGUAGCGGAGUAGCCAUUUAAGGGCAAUAUGGAAAUUAGCAGGUCGUAACAGUUUACCAGGAGUUGGAGCCCAGUUGCAGGAGAUGGCACAAGGAGGAGGCAAAAACCCAAAACACAGUACAGAUAAAGGGGCAAUCUAAAAUGCAGGGUCAGACGAGAAGCAGAAGUCAGGGCUGGCAGAGGUCAGAGUCCAGGAAAUCAGUCAGCAGAGAAACAAAGAUCCGGCAGCAAACACCAAACAAACAAUAUGACCAGAUACUAGGUCUCAGGCAGAGCAGGCUUUUACAGCCUGCUGAUUAGGAGCAGCUGACCCUAAUUGGUAAGGGGCUGCAGGGGGAUCAGCACUGCUCCAUCCAGGAAAGUAGUCAGGAAGCAGAAUAAUGCAGACAGAUACUGAAGCCCCCUGGUGGAUAGCAUGGUAGAGAACCUGACUGGGAUGCUGGAGCUGUUCAAACCCAGCCAGGUCUCUUAAAGGGGCAGCCACACCUUGCUGUCUGCCAGGCUCGGGGUGUACUGUGACAGAGCCCUCCCACAAGGUGCAACCUCCGGGCGCCAACAGACAGGGCUUCAUCUAGAGGAUCCAGUUCAGACUCAGACAGGGAAUCCAGGUCUGUAUAGGCAUCCGAAUCAUCAGGAUCUGAGAGUGUUUGAACAUUUUACAUGUUAUGUAAAAAUAACAUAUUUAAAUUAGGGCCAUGAAUAUGUUCAUAUAACCAUAGAACAGACAUAAUUAUGACCAACAUUAUGUUAAAGUACACUUAGCCAGGCCUAUGUGGAGCCUAGAAAGGGCUUAAGCAAUGUAAGAUGUGAUGGACAGUGAAAUAAUAUUAUUAACAGGCAGUACCAUAAAUGCUAACCACAUGUAUAGGUUGACAUCAAUUUAGACCAUCAGUUGCAACACCUAGCCAUAUAAUUAGUAAACAAUGUAGGCUCACCCAGUGCCUGAAUAGGGCAGACAUAGAAUACAUAUAAGUACUGAAGUUGGAAGAGGCCUGGUGAACAGAAGUAACAAAUGCUGAUUUGCUCAAAGCUGACAAUUAUAACCAAGGCUGUAUGGGCCAGCAAUAAUCUGCAAAUAUGAAAAACUAAAUAUAUGGCAUUGCAUUAAACAUUAAAAUGCAGAGUGACUAAAUUAAUUGCAUAUGUUAAUACUGAUAUGGCCAAAUGAGGGCCGAAUACAGUAAGCAGAAUGCAUGCACCUAAUUGAGGCAUCACUAUGAUGCUAUGUAUGAUUAAAAUAGGCCAAAUUCGCGUUAGUAGUGAAAAUUGCCGUAUCCAAAUGAGGGGAGAAUACGGACUAAACUGCGAAUGCCUCCCUAGUUAGUGAAAGGUUGAACAUGGGGUGAAUACAUGUUGAAUAUCAUGGACAGCGUGGCCCUACCCGGGCUGAAUGAACAAACUUAUGUUUUUGUUGUAAUAAACGCGCAAAUAGCAACAGGAAAAGCCAUGGCUGGGCCGGAAUCGGCAGUGCCCCAUGUGCUUCGAAGAAGGUGGCUGGUUUUUUUGUUUAGUUUUUUACUAGAGUGAGGUAAAAUUAAUACUUGCAUGGGCCACACAAGGCCAAGACCAGCUUGUUUGGAGUUUAGGCAGUUUGUUGUUGAUGACCUUUGAACCGGAAGUAGAUAGCUCUUUACUGAACCAGGACAUCUCAGCCCAGAGGAAGGGGAGGCCUGUGAAUUUAUAGGCUGGAUUAACCCCUCCCACAACUACAGGCUCCACCUUUCCAUAUAUCAUAUAAGAAAAUUACAUAUUUAAUUCUAAAUGUAUUUAUGUAUUAUUUCUGUAUAGUAAUAUUAUUUUUAUUAGUAUAUAUUAGGGGAUUUGUCUGACAACACAGACAAUCUAAUCCAAUCUAAUCCAGCCAGUCUGAGUUAUGUGAUCACACUUUUGCACUUAUGAAUUGAAUUGGCUGCCGGACGACUGCCUGUGUUGUCAGGCAGCUCCAUCAAUCGUGAUCUGUGUGGAGGGUGAGUAUUUUGGCCAGAGAGAGGGCAUGAUUGCUAAGACAUGCUAUGCCACCCUAACGGCAUUAAACCGUCCUUUUGUAGGAUGGCAUACCAUGCCCUAAUGCAUGGAAGGGAUUAAUGCUUAUUGUUGAAAGAAAAUCAGAUACAUUACACAUUGAGUAAGGGAGUACAAAAUGCUGGAUGCUUUACUUGGAAAAAAAUAUAUAUAUACAUAUAUAUAUAUUUAUAUUUUCAUAAAGAUUAUUAAAAUUAAUAAUCUUUAUUAAAAUAUCAGGGGUUGAUAUUUUAUUGGCGCUAUUCCCAAUUAUUUAAAGCGAAGAGUUACUCACUAUUUCAACUUUUUAGAUCUGGAGUACGUUGUUUGAAUUUAAUAUUUCGUACAUUAAUAUCACAGCUUUUUAUAAAAAUUUAAAUAUUUAUUUUUGUCAAUAAGUGUAAAUAUACAUGAUAAUUAGUGAAUCCUUUUUCAAUAAUGUUGAACAAGAUAUGACAUAGUACAGUAUCACAAUCUCAGUAAAAUAUUUUAAACUCUUUAGAGUGAUAAGAUUGUUAGUUCAUGACAAAUUCAAUCAACCAGGUUAGCAUAUGGAAUAUGUUCUUCAUACACUAUUGAUUGAGACAAUCAGCAAAUGGAAUGUUAUUUGUUAAAUUAUAAGAAACCAUAUGAGUUUAUUAGCAUAUGGAUUAUUAUAAUUUAAAGACAGAAUUUUUCAGAAUCUUAAAAUACAAUUUUAGCUUUUUACUUCUUAGUACAAUUUACAAACACAUGUGGAUUGUUUGCUUAUUGUAAACAUCAUUCAUUAGACUUAGCUGGACAGAGUUUGUUAUUUACUCAGGUGAUCUAUACACAAAAUUCUAUGACAAUGUUUUACCAGCUAGCCACAGAAUUUUAACCAGCUCAGUGCUGUUUCAGAGUAAUUAAUUAUGAUUAAUUAAUUCAUCCAGUGACUAAAUUCUUGCAGGUUAAGUUAAAACAGUUCUUAUCUGAUAAAUAUUUCAUAUUAAUAUUCCUCUGGGUAACUGUGGAUAUUCUAAUUUUUUUAUUUCACAAUUUUUAUUAAUAUUCCAGUCUGCAAUUUGAGAUAUCAAUCUUUAUCAUGAGCUAUCAUGUAAUCCAAUCUGGUGGUUUUCGCAUCAGCUUUUAUCUAUAAAAAUAUUAGUUUUAGUUACGUAAUGUUAUAAUUAGUAUAAUUGACUUUCUGAUGUUCUGGAUGUUAUUUUUAAGAUUGUUUCAAGAUGUCUUCUUGUCCAUCUCUUGUCUCUUUCUGUGUGUGUCUCUCUUCCUGUCUGUCUCCCUUUCUGUGUGUAUCCAUCUAUCCCUAUGUACUGGGGUUAUAUGCCAUUCUUUAUCUGUUAACCUUCUGACCUGGUCCAAUGAAAUUUUGGGGCAAGUCAUUAUGUUAAUGACUGUUGACGUAACUUUGCUAUAUAUUUCUAUGUCUUAAACAGCAGGUGGAGCUGUUGGGCUACGUCAGGAGUAUUACCAGCUAUUAUCAUAUAGGGUUAACUUCUUGUUCAGGGCAAUUUAGGAAUUUUUAAUCCUACAAUGCUUUGGUCAGCGUUUCUUCUUUUCAAUUUUGUCUUUGGUCGUUCAACCAAUGUGUCCCUAUUCACCUAAGCAUUAUGGCAAUUUCAGAAUAUUUAAGCUGUCUACUUAUUUUAUCUCUAUUGCUAACUACAUCUUUAUAUGUAUAUAGUUUCAAUAUAUGUAAAUUGCUAAUUUAGGAUAUAUCACACUAUAUUUAUAUCUUUAUAUAUAAUUCAACUUAAUUUAUAUACCUGAAAGCGAUAUAUGUGUGUUUGCUGAACAUGUACUUUUAAUUAACACAUAUUUAUCUUAUCUGUGUACUUAUCUUUUAUUGACACAGAUGUAUGUAUUUACUCACUGUCUGGCUCUUUUAGCUGACAGGGUCAUACUUUGAGAAAAACGUCUCUUCAUUUUAGCACCUCAUGGCAUGUUAGCUAAAUGGAGUUUUUGCUAUUAUGCAUGUAUUAUUUUUAUCACACAAUAUAUAUGUAUUCCCUUCCUACACAAUAUCUCUGACAGGUAACAAAUAGUGCACCAUAAUAGAAAACUACAACAAAGUAAACAGAAUGCAUGUAACCAAGGGCUUUCUGGGAGAACUGGUCAAAAAAUGUUAAAAAUAUGUGAGGAAAAAAUAAUAAUUUUUAUACAUAACAUAUAUGAGAAGUAACAUGAUUUAUAAAGUAACAGCAAAAAGUAUACAUUGGGGUCUAACUCUUCACUGUUCAUUGUCUACUCUCUCACUAAUCAAUGGCUACCCUCCCACUAUGUCUCUACAUCUAUAGUUCUUUCUUGUACCUUUACAACUAAAACAUAACUCCUCUUUCUUUCUACAGGAUGCAGCCAAGGAAAUCUCUCAGAUCCUUACUAAUUUAAUUGAUUCCUCUAGCAAUAGCUUUCAAUCAAUCAAUAAUAAUGUGAUUCCAACAUUUCUGGAAAAAAUAGAAGAUGUUGUAUUAAAUUCUUUUAUUCAAGAUGCAAGGGACCAAACUAUAGUAACUCCUGACAUUGGUAAGAAUACUUCUCCAUCCCAUAAUAUCUCACUUCCUUUCAGUGUUCCGACUGGACCUGCAUCCCUAUCCACCACGAGGGAGAUACCCUGUUCUUCUUUUAUUCUUCCAUUCCUCCUGUAUAUUGUUGUAGAAAAACAUAUUAUGUUAUGAUAUAUUUUCCACUCCUUUCUUCUCCUUGGUAGAUGGCUUGCAAUGAUGUCAUGUAAAUAUAUAUAUUAUAUUUCUUUUGUGUGUCCGUCAAAAAUAUCAGUACUCAUCAGAGUUAAGUUUUAUUCUGUUUAGAAAUAUCAAUAUAUAAUAAUAUGGCAAAGAAUAGUUAUGGGGUGAUGGAUAUUUAACAGCAGAUGUUGCUUGCUUGAGUUAUUAUUAUUAUGUUAUUCAUAUAGCACCAUCAAAUUCCGCAGCACUUUACAAUGGGUGGACGAACAGACAUGUAGUUGUAACCAAGUAGGGAGGAGUCGGGCAACUAUAGGCCAGUAAGCCUUACUUCAGUAGUGGGGAAUGUAAUAGAAACCAUGUUAAAGGAUAGGAUUGUUGAACAUCUAAAAUCACAUGGAUUUCAAGAUCAGAGACAACAUGGGUUUACUUCAGGGAGAUCAUGCCAGACUAAUCAUAUUGAUUUUUUUGAUUGGGUGACUAAAAUCACAAUUCAGGGUGGAGCUUUCAGAGUUCUAAGUUAACUCCUUACAUGAAGUGAUAAUUGAAAUUCCUGACAAGAAUUUUUGGUGAUGUACUUGCGCCAUCUACUGAUGUAGUUGCGCCAUCAAAGACCUGUCAGACACGAGAAGGAUUUGGGAAUUGUUAUAAACAACAAAUUAGGCAGCAAUUUGCAAUGUCAAUCUGCAGUUGCUAAGGCCAGCAAAGUUUUGUCAUGUAUAAAUAGGGGCAUAAAUUCUCGGGAUGAAAACAUAAUUUUGCCUCUUUGUAAAUCACUGAUAAGACCACACCUUGAAUAUGCUGUGCAAUUUUGGGCACCUGUUCUAAAGAAGGAUAUCAUGGCACUAGAAUAAGUGCAGACACGAGCUACAAAAUUGAUAAAAGGGAUGGAGCAUUUUAGUUAUGAAGAAAGGUUAAAAAAUGUGAAUCUCUUUAGUUUGGAAAAAUGGCUCCUCAGAGGGGAUAUGAUAACAUUAUACAAAUAUAUUGGCCAGUACAAACCAUUAUCUGGAAAUCUAUUCAUAAACAGGGCUAUACAUAGGACACAAGGUCACAUUUAAGCUGGAAGAAAGGAGGUUUCAUCUAAGGCAAAGAAAAGGUUUUUUUUUACAAUAAGAACAAUAAGGAUAUGGAAUUCUAUGCCUGAAGAGGUGGUUUUAUCAGAGUCCAUACAGAUGUUUAAAAUGAAAUUGGAUAAAUACUUGCAAAAAUAUAACAUACAGGGAUAUAAUUUCUAAUUAGUGGGGUAUUAGAUGCUUGAUCCAAGAAGACAUCUGACUGCUAUUUUGGGGUCAAGAAGGACUUUUUUCCUAGUUUGUUGCAAAAUUGUAAGCUCUACAGACUAGGAUUUUUGCCUUCUUUUGGAUCAACAGCAAAAACAUAUGUGAGGAAGACUGAACUUGAUGGAUGCAAGUCUCUUUUCAGCUAUGUAACUAUGUGUCUGUCUUUGCAUUGUGAUACAAAAUGGGGUCACCUCUGUUUUAAUGGUUACUUACAGUAUACAUUUUUAAUUUCUAUCUUCACAAAAUGUCUGCCAGUGUAGAUACCCUUACAGAACACAAAUUUAAUACCAAAUGGAACUAUAUGUUCCAGAUGCUACCGCUAAACAUACCAGAUAGUUCUCUAGAAAUGGUACAGCGUAGUUUCACUCAAUAUAUCUGGAAGGGAACAAAAAAAACAAGAGUAAGCCAAAAUAUGCUAGCCCAAAGCAAAUGGAGGAAUUAGAUACCCUAUUAUUAAAAUCAACUAUUUGGCCUCCACAUUAGUACAUAUUUAUAGAAUGCAAUUGAAAGCAAUUCAGAUGAAAGAUGGUAAAGGAUAGGUAAAAUAUAUCCCAACUAAAUUCCUACACAACUGUUGAAGAAAUGGGAGAAAAUUAAAAUAGCUCUUUACAGUAAUAAAAAAUUACAACCCAUCUUGACGUGAAAUGUAUUGAACAGCAAGUUAAGGAUCUAAAAAGAAUAGUAGUCCAAUGUGCCGGAAGGUAUAUGGGACCAGAAAAAAAGUCCUUUAAAUGAAAAUAAAAGUAAAAUCAGCAAAGAUUUUUAUUAAAAACCAAAGGAAAAAAGUUACCAGAGCUCUUUCCACAUCCCUAUGUAUUUUUAAACAAAUUGAGGUUUUUAGCUACCUCCAAUGGCCAUGAGAGGGUAGCAGAGAGCAGUAGCAGAGAUAAAGAUGGUUAUAUGUAUAUCCGGGAAGGAUCCUGAACAUCUUUAGGACCUAGGGAUGUAAAGUGAUAUCUACUUAUUUUGGAUCUUGGCCAAACUUUUUGGCAAUUCAAUAGAGGUUGGCUUCCCUCUCUCUCUCUUGCCUCCAAGCACAAACAAUUAUUGUUUUUCUUAUGUUAUGUCAGAGUCUUCUAAGUGAACAUUUUAAAUUCAGCACUUACUCAACUUAUAUCUACAAUUAACUAGAUAUACUAAUUUUAAAUGCCCAAAUAUAUUGCAGUUAAAUGUCUGUACGAUAAUGUCUUAAUGUUAUGAUAUAUAUUUGAAAAUCUCAGCAAAGAAUUAAAAAGAAAAAAAACCUCAAAAGAUCUUCUGCGUUCUGCAGUGCAAAUCAAUUUAUCAACAUCCAUACCUAUAACGGAAUGGAUACGUUUAUUUUCUGGAUUACAUUUUAGAAUGUCACAGUGUGUGACUGUAGUGAGAUGUAGGUGCUUUUUCCAUAGCUAAUAUACAUCUUCGACUCCUACAGACAUUACCAUAAAGAAGUCUUUCAAAACCUGUGCUGAUGGCUCCAACUUCUUCACUUUGACACUGUUGGACAGCAGUAUGGAGGUGCCAUGUGAAUUUGGACGUGGGGAAAAAGGUAGGAAGGGAUAUGCAAUGGAUGUGAACAUUUUAUAUCCCCAAAUGUAAUUACAACUCACCUAUUUUUCUCCAGAUGGUGCCAUCCUUAUUGCAUAUAAAGGCCUAGAGAUGGUCUCAAAUGGGACCAGUCUGGUGGACUCUAAAGAAAAUGUGUUGAUCAAUUCACAGGUAGUAACUGGAGCUCUCACGCAUGACCAAAAAGUUACUGAUGAACAUCCUGUAUCCUUUCAUCUAAAAAACUUGCAGGUUAGUAUAUUAAAUGUUAUUGAUUACAACCUAAAUAAAUGGAGGAAUGUUAAAAUAAAGGAUCAACAACAUAAUAUGUACUCCAAAAUAAUAAGUGAGAUAACAUUAAGUAGAGUGUCCACAUCACACUCCUAAAAUUCAACAAACCCAAUUGCAACCAUGAAUCAUUUUAUAAGCACCAGUCAUAUAUACUUACAAUUAGAUCAUUAAAUAUUUGGACACUGAUACACUUUUCAUAAUGUUGGCUCUGUGCAUCACCACAAUGGAUUUGAAAUGACGCAACCGUGCUGCAAUUGAAGUGCAGGCUUUCAGCUUUAUUGAACAAAAAUAUUGUAGGAAACGUUUAGGAAUUGCAACUAUUUUUAUUCACAAUUAUUAUUAUUUAUGGAGCUCAAAUGUAACACAAUCAUAAAAACUCUUGUUCUUAUCUGUUCGGCCUUAAGUUUUGUCUUCAGCAAAUAAAAUGCAUGCUCGAUCAGGUUGCGAUUAGGUAAUUGACACAACCAUUGCAAAAUAUUUCACUUUGUUGCCUUAAAAAACUCCUGGGUUGCUUUCGCAGUAAGCUUUCCUUCACUGUAAAGUGAAGUGCCAACCAAUCAACUUCGCAAAAUUUGGCUGAAUCUGAGCAGAUAAUAUAUCCCUGUACAAAAUUCAUCCAGCUGCUUCUGUCUUCUGUCACAACAUCAAUAAACACUAGUAACCCAGUGCCAUUGGAAGCCAUGCAUGCUCAUGCCAUCACACUGUCUCCACAGUUUUUACAAAUAAUGUGGUGUGCAUCAGAGCGCGAGUCAUUCCAAGUCUUCUGCAUAUUCUUUCUUCCCAUCAUUCUGGGUCAGGUUGAUCUUAGUUUCAUAUGUCCAAAGAAUGCUGUUCCAGAACUGAGUUGACUUUUUAGAUAUUUUUUUUUUUUAAAGUCUUAUCUUGCCUUUUUAUUCUUGAGGCUUAUGAAUGGUUUGCACCUUGUGGUGAACUCUCUCUAUCUUCUCUUGUGAAGUCUUUUCUUUAUCAUAGGCUUAAAUAAUGAUAUAUUGUGGAGAGUGUUCUUCACUUGGCUGUAAGUUGUGAAGUGGUUACCAUUAAAAUGAUCCUAUGGUCAUCCACCACUGUUGUUUUCAGUUGAUAUCCAUGCCUUUUUGCAUUGCAGAGCUCACCAAUGCAUUCUUUCUUUCUCAGAAUGUACCAAACUGUCUAUUUGGCCACUCCUAAUGUUCCUACUAUCUCUCUGAUUAAUUUUUAUUUAAUUAUUUUUGCAACCUGUUUCACUUGCAUUGAGAGCUUUAACUGCAUGUUGUGGGUUCACAACAACAGCUUCCAAAUGCGUAUACCAUACCUGGAAUCAACUCCAGACCUUUUACCUGCUUAAUUGAUGAAGAAAUUACAAAGGAAUAGCCCACACCUAUCCAUAAAACAGCUUUUGAGUCAAAUAUCCAAUUACUUUUGGUCUCUUGAAAAAGGGGGGCUACAUAAUAGAGACCUGUAAUUCCAAUUUCAAAUGUGAUCUCUCUCAGCCUAAGACAGGUUCAAGACAGGAGACUGUGACACCCACAUGAGUAGACAAAGAAAGGCAGAAAGAAGUCAAUAUCUUUGUACUCACCGUUAGGCUCCACAAUAUUCCCCCUCGGACGUAGCCCUCACUUAUUAGGCUGGAAAUCACAACAGGGUCUGGAAACCUUUACGCUGCCAUGGUCUUAUGCACUAACAAAGAAAUUUCUGCUUUCCUUUAUCUCCGUAAUCAACGAUAGUAGUACUCAAUUAAGUCACACAACUCCAAUGGAUUAUCAAUAAGCUUUCAAACGUUUAAUGCGGAGUACAUCGUAUUUAUAAAACACAGUUUGUCUUGGGGUGUAUACAUCAAUGGAAACAUUAACCAAUCACGGGAGUCUCCGAAACGAAAAUAUAACUUUUCAUAUAACAUUUCGUAAUGCUGUUAGUUAGUCUCCUGUUCACUGAUGCAGGUGACAGUAUGAGAUCAGGAACCCAAUUAGAAAGUGCAGAUGCUAGAAAGAAGGCUAUUUUUUUCAAGCGCAGGAUGUUUAUAAAAGAUAGCGAAAGCUGGUGUCAAGGCGCAAGAACACAAGAACAGAAAAAUAUUGUAUGUUUAAAAAAUGCGAGUUUAACCCUUUCAAAGCAUGAGUAGCUUGUAUUAUAAUCAGGCCUACUGACCAUUUGGUCUUUCAAGUAUGUAAUAAAAAAUACAUAAGUGUAAAGCAGGACAUGAGAAUGACUCCCUGUAACAUAUUAUAUAUAUAUAUAUAUAUAUAUAUAUAUAUAUAUAUAGUUUUGUAUGUCUAGGGGUAUAUUCACAAAGUAAAUUUAAUGAAAAAGUAAUAUCAUGAGUGAGGACCUCAUCAUUUCUAAAUAUUUAAAGAAUCAUAACCAAUAUAUAAGGCUGUAGUGGUUAUGAUGCCAGGUAUGCCCUGGUUCCUCAUCAAAUGUAAUGAGUCAAACCAUUUACUAACAGUUUGACUUCUGACCUGGGGUCCGCUGGAUACCACUCCUUGCCUUUCUCCCACCAGAAGCUCUCUCCACUGAGAAUAGUUUGACAGCUUACCUAGAAUCUGCCAGUCACUACCUCCUGUGUCCCCAUAGGCUCUCUGUCCUGCGCUAAGUCCAGCGCUGUAGUGCUUAGCUAAUUGACUCAGAGUGAGAAUGACUGAGAAUGAGUUGGCCAUGCACUGCAAGUCUUAGUUCAGGAGAGUUAAUGGAAUUGCCUGGCAGGAGUUUCUGGUUUUCACUUCCAGCUCAGAAAGGGAGGGAGCGGCACACAGCGGAUGCCAGUUACAAAGUCAAAUUGUUAACAGCCCAUUUUACUCCUUAUAUUGAGGGGCACUCUUGGGACCAUAACUACUACAGCAUGCUUGGAUUGUUCCUUUAAAUAUUUCAAAAUGAUGAACAUAAUGUUUCUGGCACAUUACAUUUACAGUUAUGGUGCUAAGAAUGAUCCUGUAAUGUAUGGAGAACAAUGUUUGUGACUUCUUGAAAACUCGUAAAACAAACUGCUGUCUUUCCUUUUCAGGACUUGGCCCCAUCCUACCACUCAGUGUGCGCAUAUUGGGUACCAGAUAUGGGGUGGUGUAGUGAAGAUUGUGAGACAAAAACAUUAAAUGACACUCACACUACCUGUACCUGCACCCAUCUCUCCAGCUUUGCUGUUCUCAUGGCUCCUGUACCUGUAAAGGUAACACAGUUUGAUUUAAACAGUUAGAAGUUAAUAAAUUAUAUGACAUAGAAAUACCGCAGCCAUUUCACUAAGUAUAAAUCAUCUUAUUUGUCUCCAAAUCACCUGGUGCCCAAUUUUAAGAUUUUAUGUAAAUACAUCCUUAUUUGAUUAUAUAUAUGCCAAUAGAUUCUGCAAUACUUCACUGACUCAACAGUGGUGACCAUAACAAACUAGAGCAAAAUAUGUAGUGAAUCCAAUGUAAUGCAAGUGAGUGCAAAACUAGAGGGCUGUAUUAGCUAGGGGUGAUUAUUUCUGAUGACUUAAAGGUAGGCAUACAAUGUAGUAGAGCAGCAGGAAAUGCUAGCAGAAUGCUUGGUUGUAUAGGGAGAGGUAUUAGCAGUAGAAAGAGGGAAGUGCUCAUGCCAUUGUACAGAACACUGGUGAGACCUCACUUGGAGUAUUGUACACAGUACUGGAGACCGUAUCUUCAGAAGGAUAUUGAUACCUUAGAGAGGUUCAGAGAAGGGCUACUAAACUGGUUCAUGGAUUGCGGGAUAAAACUUACCAGGAAAGGUUAAAGGAUCUUAACAUGUAUAGCUUGGAGGAAAGACGAGACAGGGGGGAUAUGAUAGAAACAUUUAAAUAUAUAAAGGGAAUCAACACAGUAAAGGAGGAGACUAUAUUUAAAAGAAGAAAAACUACCACAACAAGAGGACAUAGUCUUAAAUUAGAGGGACAAAGGUUUAAAAAUAAUAUCAGGAAGUAUUACUUUACUGAGAGGGUAGUGGAUGCAUGGAAUAGCCUUCCAGCUGAAGUGGUAGAGGUUAACACAGUGAGGGAGUAUAAGCAUGCGUGGGAUAGGCAUAAGGCUAUCCUAACUAUAAGAUAAGGCCAGGGACUAAUAAAAGUAUUUAGAAAAUUGGGCAGACUAGAUGGGCCGAAUGGUUCUUAUCUGCCGUCACAUUUUAUGUUUCUAUGUGCUCUCUGUCAGCACUUCCUGUCAGACCGGGUAGGGGAAUAGAAGCUCCUCUACCGCACUCUGCCUGCUCAGGCAGUGCUACAUUCUCUGACCGGCAGAGGGGAGCACAUCCCCUCUUGCCGAUUACUGUUUAAUUAUGCCGUGCGACCCGGUGUGCACUAGGUAGCCGUGCACCGGCCCGAUAGUAUGCCGGCCAACUGGAAAAUUUCCCGGUAUCCCAGUGGGCCAGUCCGGCCCUGCCCCCAACUUCACUGAGCAGACACAGUCUACUCAAGUGCUCAACUGCUGAUACCAAUAAACCCCGAAAUAGCUCAUCCCCACAGCUACCAGUUGUCCAAACAGCACUUUCAUAGCCUGUAUGGUGUUUGAUGGCCAUCUGGUUAUAGGUUUUGUCUGGUCCAAUCUGGGACACAGUUUCACACAAGCGGACAUGUUCCUCUGUGUGUUCUCCAGUUCUUCAAAGGGUUCUUUAGAGACUAGGUGGCUCAAGCAAUGGGCUGCUCAGUGAUGUUGGGGGCAAGGCGAAGGAAAUACAGUACUUUUAUUUUUGAAAAAGUGAGUUUUCAUAACAACAAUGAUCGUCCAAAUUCAGACAAACCAUGAUUUGUUUGAAACCGAAUACACAUGUCUAAUCUUUACCUAGACUGCGCAUGUCCAUGCAGUAUGGAAAUGCUACUUCCAUGACAGCAGAGUUAUUUACUAAAGUGAGGAUUCAAAUCGAAUUCUAAGUGAAUUUUACAUUUAGAGCCAACGUGGUCAAACUGACAUGAUAGCUGACUUUUUACAGUUUGACUAUUUUGAUCUGAAAUUAAAAAUUCACUUAGAAUUCUCAUUUUUAGGGAAAGACCAUGAAUUAACAUGCUACCUUACUGCCAUGAUUGUUAAUACUGUUUGCUUCUCCUUGUACUUAACAUGUUUAAUAUUAUGUUUACUUAUCCGUAUAUGUAACAAAUAUGUAUUUGUGAGGUGUGAAAAAUAAAAUUAUAACAAACUCUACUCCCCAUAACCACUUGAACAUGCUGUAGUGGUUAUUGUUACAGGGGUUCUUUGGUACUCCCCACGUAAGUAACCAAACUUGGUUUAACUUCUUACCUGAGGUUCACAAGUCACCGCUCCUCACACUAUUUAAGUGCAUGGUCAAUUUAUUGCCUGAGAGGGUCAGCUGAUGAUUGUCAGCAAAUGAUAGAAGUCAGGGAGCAGUGUCCAGAGGACUCUAAGUAAGAAGUCAAACUAAUGGAUGCCCGGUGAAAAAAUUAUGUGCUCAAAUUGUGACUCUCUCUAAGCUGGGUAAGGAUCCAAAUAAAUGUGCAAAUUUCAGGUGUAUUUUGUUGUUAAACAAUGAUACAAAAUUGUAUGCCAAGAUUUUAACUACUAGGUUAUCCAAAGAUAUUCUUAUUGUUAAGAACGAUCAAGUUGGAUUGUGUUGGCUAGGCAGGCCACAGAUGGAACUAGAAGGUUCAUCAAUAUUAUUCACCAAAUGAUGAUCGAUCAGAUGCUUUAUCUGCAUCUAUCUUUUGAUAGAAUACACUGGGAGUAUUUGCACUGCAUCAUCAUCCCACUGCUAGAGUCUCUGCCACAGGUCUGUUACUAAUGUAAUGAGACAGGGUUGCCCCCUGUCUUCUCUCUUAUUUUUUUGAGAGAUGGAAUCCUUGGCCAAACUGAUUAGGAAUGAUCAAAUUAUAGAGUUAUGAUCGGUGAUGUUAAUCACAAGAUUGGGCUUUUCGCUGAUGACAUAAUUCUGUCUUUGCGAAUUCCAGCUUGAUUCAGUGAUGCAUAUCCUAACCCAAUUAGAUGAGGUCUCAUAUUAUAAACUUGAUGGAAAAAAAAGACCCAAGCUUUGUCUUUUUAUGUUCCAUGGUCUGAGUGAAACCUUUAAUUUUGAGUAGAGGGAUGCCAUUAGCCUGACCAAAAACCUGUUGAGCAUGCACAAAUGUAAAUUUGCAAAAGUCUGGAGGGAUUUGUAUGUUUUAUGGGUGGGUAGGCUAUAUUCCUUAACAAUUUAUAUUCUCCCCAACAUUUUGUACUUCUUACGAGACAUACCUUUGCCUGUCCCAUUGUCAUUCUUCAGGAAUAUCAAUUCAGCUAUGAUAAGGUAUAUUUGGUUAGGCAAGUUCAGUAGGAUCAAAUUGUUGGUUUUACAGAAUCUUUGGGUGAAUGGUGGUUUGGGUGUGUCUGAUUUCAGAAAUUAUUAUUUUGCUGCGAACGCGAGCAGGCCUUUAAAUUAAAUUUGACUAGAAACCUGCCCCAGUGGUUAUUAAUCAAAAAGGAAAUGUUUCCUCCACAUUCAAUCAGAGACAUUUUAUGACUACCUUGCAGCUUGCAUACUAAACUUAGAGAGAUACUUCCUACUACCAGGACAACAUAGAGGGCUAGAGAUAUUUUGUUCAAUGAGGUCAAGGGGACUGCUUUGUGGUUCAAAGCUAUGCCACAAUGCGUGUUAAAACAUGUUACAUCAGGGAUUGACUUGGUUUUCAGGAGACCCAUCUUGCUUAAUAAUAUGGACAAUUUAUUUCCAAAUAAUUCCUUACUCUUAUUUAACAAACUAAAUGAGGUACCUAAGCUUGAUCAAAAAUAAAUUUAUUUGGAUUAUAUCUCCAAUUUUGAAAAAAUCUAUAUUGAAGACAAAUUAUUGAAUUGUGCUACUCCUAUGUAAAUUCAAGGCUUAAAGCCAAAUCAGAUUUUUGGAAUCAUGGGAGAGGGAUUUCCAUACAGUAUUACCAAUAGAUGACUAGAUGGCCAUUCCCUUAAACUUGAAUGACAUACGUCAUUGCUCGGCUCAUCUGGAGCAUCCCUACAAAGUGAUAUAUAGGUGGUACUUUACUGUCUAGACUUCAGAAACUGUAUCCUAAUUCCACCAACUUAUGCUGGUGUGGCCGUGGACAAACAGGUACAUACUCCCACAUGUGGUGGCAUUGUCCGCAAAUAAAAAAUUGUUUUGGAAACAUAUACAUCCCGUAAUCAGAUAUAUUAAUCCUUCUGUGGUAGAUUUAGCUCUAGAACUUUGUUUGCUUAAGAUGUUUCCUGACCGUUUUACUAAGGUGGAUAAGGUUAUGGUGGGACAUGUCUUAAUUGUGGCCAUUACUGUUGUUCCACGCAACUAGAAAUCCAAGGUAAAACUUGUUAUCAAAGAAGUGUUGACAUUGAUACUAGAAAAUAAGAGCUAUGAGUUAAACUAAGGUUACCAUCAAACACAACGGAAUUAAUGAUGUACCAUUGGAAUGUAUGGUAGCAGAAAAUUAGCAUAUACACUCCUUAUAAUGGAAUUCCACAUAGAUUGGAAUAUUUAUGUUCCUUUUCCUUCUCUUCUCUUGGUUACUUGCACAACAUGUACAAGUUACCACCAAUACAUGCAAAGUAAAAUAUUUUCUCUUUUUUAUAGUACUUUGAUACUCCCUAUUUGGCUUUAUGUAGUGUACUUCAUAAUGUACGUGAUAUCAACUUCAAAAUGUAUGAAUGUUUUAAUGUUUUUUUUUCUCCCCAUUAUAUUUCUUUUGUUUGAUUAUAUGUUUCUAUUAUGUUGUGUUAUUAUGUAUUCAUUCGAAUAUGUUUAAUUGAUUUUUGCACGUUUUUAUUAUUGUAAAACUUGAAAAUGUAUCAAAAACUGUUACUAUUCAGAUCAAAUAGAAUUUAUUUACACAGAAACAUAGGAAGUGAUUGCAGAUAAGAAUAAUUCUCUGUGCAGUUGACUUACAGAUGCUUCUGGUAGGGUGACCAGCCUUCUCCUAUAUGUUACAUGGUGAACGGUUAGUCAACAGUAUCAUCAGGUCUGUCUACAUUCAACCAUGGCUACCAUCAGAAUUAAUGGAGAGCCCUAACACACACCGCCAGACACACAUAUGCACACGCAUACAAAUACUUAUUUCCAGGCCCAGGUCUCCCAAUUUUGUUAAGACAACCCCUAUUUUACAGUCCUGGCCCACCAUCCCAGGCUUGUUUCUUGAUGUUAAAAACAGAAAAAGUGGGGGGAUGGGUCUGCGCCAAUGAGCACAAUAAAUAGUAUUAUUAAGUCCAGUAGGAUAUAUUCUGUCACAUCCAAGGGUCUACUUCAGUAAUAUCCAAGGGGUGUUGAUGGUGUGAAGAGUAAUCCAAAUAUGUAACAAAAUAGAAGAGAUCUUACUUACAAUUGGCAGAGCUUAACCCAGCUCUGGUGUGAAUGGCUUACAGCGGUAUUAUCCCCGCUUUCAGGAUAUGCGGCAAGUGUCCUCUUCUUUGUGGUGGCAGGUAACCAAGUUGGAAAAUAAAAGUAGAGACAAUAAUGGUGCAGUAUAUUCCACACGUAUGGUAAAAAAUUAUAAAAUAUAGUAGAUACACUCACAUUCGGUAGAGCUUUAACUAGCUCUAGUUGAUUUGGCGUACAGCGGUAUUAUCCCCGCUUGUGGGAUAUAAGGUGAGUGAUCUUGACUUGGACCUCAGGAGCUCGGAGAGAAGAUAAAACAGCGAUAGUGCUCUCAAUAAAAUUUAGGUGAAUGAAUAAAAUAAUAAAAUAUACUCACAAUAUAUAGGGCAGGCUAACUGCUCUAUGUAACAGCGUGGGUGGUAUAAUCCCCACCUAGGAUUCUUUGGAGUAUAGUAUCCAGAAAAUAAAAAAAAUAAAAAUAAAAUGGAUAAAACGUGUUAUUUAAAAGAAAGGAAAAAUGCUAUAUAAAAGGCCAGGUAAUAAAAAACAAAAGAUGAUGGUUUAAACAUAAAAAUAACCAAAAUCUUUAUUAUUGACAGUAUAUAAAACAGUAAAAAGUAUCAUUGGCGCAGACCCAUCCCCCCACUUUUUCUGUUUUUAUUAUCUGAUUCCCAGGGACAUUAGAGGGAUUCCCUGUUUGGGACUGCUGCCUCCUGGACUAGCGCUGACUCUACCCCUUGUUCUGUUAUCCUUGUUUCUUGAUGUCCUGCUUUUGGGGAAACCAGAGCACUGACUCAAGAAAUGCUAAAAAACUAGCAAUCACUAUAGAAACCAAAAGAACUUCUCUUGACAUUUAGAACUCGCACACAAAAUCUCCCUGUCAUUUGUAGAAACUUAAAUAUACUUUUUUUUUUUUUUUAAAUGGAGCAUCUUAAGGCAAAAAGGUUAACACUAGUUAUAGGUCAUUUUCAAUGCUUUAUUCAGCGGUAUAAAUUGGAGAAGUCACAGUUCGCCUUUAAUAGCAUAAUGUCAUUUCUAGAGACCUAAAACACCAAUGUCUUUAUUUAUUUAUAGAGUGACACUGUUCUUGAACUGCUGUCUAUUAUUGGUCUCGUCAUAUCUCUUAUCUCCCUGGCUCUGUCUCUCCUCACAUUUCUUCUGAUUCGCUCCUUACGAAGUGUACAUACCUCCAUCCUGAAUGCACUGAUGGCAUGUCUUUUCUUGGCACAAAUGCUUUUGCUGUUGGGUAUUACACACAAAUGGAAUAAUGUAAGUGGUUCAGAAAAUUAUUCAUUACAGAUAUAUAAUGCAAAAUGUCCCUCCUUACCCAGAAUUAUAAGAAUGAAUAAAUACUUCAAUAGGGAAGCAAUAGGGGCUAGUGCUCAUGUGCACCAAACAGCAUCUACAUCAUAGAGCUCCAUUGACCUAAUGCAUAUCUAUCAAUCAGUGUCUUCAUGCAGAGUGUGUAGAAGUGGAGCAUCAAUCUGCAAUUGUUGUAGGACUGAGAACAGGAAGCCCCUCUAAUGGCUGUCAGAGAAUCACUACAUUAGGUUGUACUGGUGCUUGAAGUGUCCUUUUAAUUAUGCAAGUGCUUAACAUGCACUGCACAUCUGUGUAUCACCUAUAUACACUUUUACCAUGCACCAAAAAAAACAAAAAACAUUUAACAACAUUUUCAUUAACCGACACAACUUGUAAAUAUUAUAAGAACUCUCAAAGGGCAUUGUAGGCACAAUAACCAAAUAAACAGUUUGAAGUGGUUAUGAUGCAUGGAGUCUGUGAGCAACCCACCCCGUGCUCUGACUUGGCUAUUUUACCAUUAGAGGCCAGGCUCAGGCUGAUGGGGGACCAAGUACUUUUACAGAACAGUGAGCAUACCAUUUAAUUGCAUGCUAUGCACAAUAACAACGUCAAUGCAUUUGAAGUAGUUAUGGUGCCUACAGUGUUUAUUUAAAGAACACCUAUGGAGAGACUGAGAUUGAAAUUAAUAUCACCCUGUGCAUUUGCUUUAUAUCAAUUCUCCUGAUAAACAAAACAUUUUUUGCCACGUAACAUUGUAUCAGAGGAAUGCUUCUCUUUUAACUUCAGUUCUUCUCUUGGUUACUCACUAGAAUGCACUUUAAUGCUAUUUUGUGUCUUAUCUAGAUCAUGUGCGCCAUUAUUGCUGGUUGCCUUCACUUCCUCUUCCUAUGUGCCUUUUCCUGGAUGGCUCUGGAGAGCAUUCUCCUCUUCCUGACUGUCAGGAACCUGCAAGCUAUGAAUUACCUGACUUCCCGACGCUCUCAUUUCCCAUCCCUAUGCAUUAUAGGAUUUGGAAUCCCGGGACUGAUUGUCUCUAUCACCGCAGGCUUGCGAUCAGAUGGAUAUACAAAUGAGGAAUAGUGAGUAAUAAUACAGUGUGUCACAAAGAAUUUUACUAAUCUCCCAUUUUGUCAUGAUUAUUAAAGCAACACCAUCAAAAGAGUGAUUUUUUAUAUUUUACAGGCACUAUAGCAACGUUGCAGUAGCACCACAUUUAUCUCAGGGCAUCAUAACAUAAGUUAUACAAUCUUAUAAACAACUAGAAAAAAGGACAAGAGAAGGCGCUUAAAGAUAUAGAACAAGAAGUGCAGCUAAAAAUAACCCAAGUGUAGUGUCACCAAAAUACACUUAACAUGUGAUAAAUUCAAGAAAAAAAGGGGUGAUUAGCGCACACGUAGGAAUAGCUCAAUUUUACCUUACAAAGAUUUUUUCGGUAAACACAAAGCAAAUACUUUUUACACCUAUAUAAAGACAGACAAAGCAUACAGAGUGUAAUCUGUUUAAAAGGUAAUGAAGUGAGGAAAAAUAUUUCUUCAAACUCACAAUUUUCGGAGCUAUUAGUAAGUUAGCUCUAAACUUAUAAUGCCCAUCAUCUCAUCUUUAAGAGGUAUACUGAUGUAUCCACAGUGUCCACAGGAACUUGUAGCUGGUAAAAUUCCAGUAAAAUUCAAAGUCCGCGGAGAAUUAAUAAAAAGUUUUUAUUAUUCUUAAAAUAAAAUAAGAAAAGAAUGUAUACAUAUACAAGUAAAAAGUAAUAAAAAUUAGCACAACGCGUUUCAACCUUUCACAGGUCUUUCUCAAGUGCAUCUGACUUCAACUGGACUAGAAAGCCCUUUUAUAGCAAGAAAUAAUUGACACAGAGUACAUAAUUGUGAACAAAUGUGUUGCCAAUACCACCCACUCCCAUAUAUGGUCAUAGCCGGAAGUGUCCGCCAUUCAAAAGAUGGCUGCACCUCCGGCUAUGGAUCCCAUUAUUCUUGCCCUCCCCAACAUGUCCGCUGGUAAUUAUAAUCUUAUAAAGUCUUAUUCAGUCUGAUUCCUUCCGACGAUCUCAACGUCUGUGUGCCGAUACGUCACUUCUGGUGACGUAUGUAUUCUGAUUCUCUUUUGCGGUCACAUGAUUUCUGAUGUCCGUUCUUUUUUUUGGGCUUAUCAGAAUUAAAGCCAAUAUAUCCAGUCAUUUUUGUUUAUAUACAUUCCCUCAGUUCAUAAUUGAAUGUCCAUAUGAAAAAGGACGAAAAAAGAGGACAGACGAAAUAUAUAUUAAAAGAAGGGAGACAAAAAUAUAUAUGGUAUUAUUUUACACUUUCCUAUACUUAUAUCAAAUGAUAUUAGAACAUUUUUCAAUAAAUAUAUACAGAUAUAUAAACAGGAGAAAACAUAGAUACACCUCAAUUAAAAUACAUUAAGAGAUAAAAACAAAAUUAAUAAUAGCAAUGACCUUUAUAAAAUACUAUUAAUUUCAAAAUCAAUAUUGAGACCCAAAGGAAAAAAGUGCGUAUUUCAAAAAUCCACUUUACCUCUUGGGUACUCAAUUUUUUUGGAAGAUCUCCCCCUCUCCAGUGAGGUUCAAUUUUUUCAAUAGCGCAAAAACUUAAAAACUUUGGAUCUGAAUUGUGCUUAUCUAAAAAAUGUUUUGAUACGCUAUGAUUGAUAAAACCUCUUUUGAUAUUUCCAAUAUGUUCAUUAAUCCUAAUUUUUAAAGAUCUUGAUGUUUUGCCUACAUAUUGGAGGCCACAUGUACAAUUUAGUAAAUAUAUUAAAUUUUUUGAGUGGCACGUGAUCAUUGAUCUAAUUUCAAAUUCCUUAUUAAAAGAUUUAAAAUUAAUUUUGUGUUUAUCUCCUCUAUUGGUCUGUUUAUAUGCGUUACACAUCCCACAAUGAUAAAAACCUUGUUGUUUUUUGGACCAAUUAGUUAAAAAAUUGCUGUUGUCUUGGGACGUUUUUUCUAAAAAACUACUAGUUAAAAUUUGCUUAAAAUUUCUUGCACCUCUAAAAAUAAAUUUCAGUUUGGAGCCUAAAAAUUCCUGUAUCUCUUCAUCUUGAGCUAAGAUAUUCCAAUUUUUAUUAAUAAUUUUCUUAAUAACACCUAUAUUACUAGAAUAAUUAAAAAUAAGGGGGAUUUGUUUAUCAUUGCUCAUCAAUAUAUCAUUUUUCUUUUUAUAUUUUAGUAAGGGAGAUCUUUUUAAAGUUGACACUUCCUGAACUUGUGUGUCAAAUUCUUUCUUUUGAUAACCCUUUUGUACAAAUUGUGUCUUUAAAAAUUCAGCCUGAUCAAAAAAAUAUUUUUCAUUCGUGCAAUUUCGACAUAAUCUUAAAAACUGUCCUCUAGGAAUAUUGGACAGCCAUGGUUUGUGAUGGCAGCUACUAACUUCUAUGUAACUGUUAACGUCUACUGAUUUAAAGAAAGUGCGGGUAGUUAGAAUAUCAUUAUGGACCUGAAUAUUCAGGUCUAAAAAAUCGAUAUUAGUGUUACUAACACAUUUAGUUAAAUGAAUUCCCCAAUCAUUAACAUGAAGAGAAUUAAAAAAAUUGUUAAAAAGAUCCUCUGAUCCUUUCCAUAUUAUAAAGAUAUCAUCAAUAUAUCUCCUAUAUAGGACCAGGUUUGCACCACAGUCAUGUCCCUGAUAAAUAAAAGUGCGCUCCCAAUACGCCAUAAAAAGGUUUGCAUAACUUGGUGCAAACCUGGUCCCCAUGGCUGUACCUCUAACUUGUAAAUAGAAGUCUCCUUCAAACCAAAAAUAGUUAUUAUGAAGAAUCAUCUGAAUACCAUUCAGAAUAAAAUUCAAAUGGUCUGCAUUAUAUUUUUUAGAUUCUUGUAGAAAAAACUUUGUGGCUUCACAUCCCCUUUCAUGUUUGAUAAUGGUAUAUAAACUCGUUACAUCACAUGUAAUAAGGAGAUAAUCAUCUUCCCAUUUAAAAUUAUUAAGGAUGUUGACUCAUUGAGUCCUGAAGAUAUGACGGACAAUUUUUUACCAAAGGUUGGAGAUGGAAGUCAAUAUAUUGGGAUAACGGAGAUAAAAUUGAGUUGAUGCCCGAUAUUAUGGGACGUGCCGGUGGGUUAAUGGGGUCUUUAUGUAGCUUUGGUAAUACAUAUAUUACUGGUAUACGUGGAUAGUCAGGGGAUAAAAAAGCUAAUUCACUCUUAUUUAAAAUUGUAUCAUUUUCUCCCUGUUCUAAAAAAGUCUUAUAAAUUGUCUUUAUUUCCUGUGUAGGAUCCUUUUUUAGUUUUUUAUACGUAUAGGAAUCUUGAAGCUGUCUUUCGAUUUCCUGUAAAUAAUUAACUUUGUCCAUUAUUACUACUCCCCCCCCUUUGUCAGCCGGUUUAAUAACUAUUGAUGAAUCUUUUCUUAAUUCUUCUAAAUUCUUUUUUUCUUCAAAUGUUAGAUUCAAACUAUAUUUUGAAAGCGGUUUAAUUUUAUAUAUUUCCUCUAAACAUGACCGCUCAAAUACUUUCAUUGAGUCAGACUUAAGAAAUGUAGGAUAAAAAUUAGAUUUCUUUUAAAAUCACUAUGGACAAUAUCCAUAUUGUCCUCACUUGAAAUUAAAAUGGUAUUUUUAUUGGAUUCUAGCUCUUUUCUCUUAAAAAAUGUUUUUUUUUUUUUAUUAAAACAUUUUUUAAGACAUAAUUUGCGACUAAAACGAUUAAUAUCAAUAAAUGUUUCAAACUUAUUUACAGAAAUACGCACUUUAUUUCCUUUGGGUCUCAAUAUUGAUUUUGAAAUUAAUAGUAUUUUAUAAAGGUCAUUGCUAUUAUUAAUUUUGUUUUUAUCUCUUAAUGUAUUUUAAUUGAGGUGUAUCUUUGUUUUCUCCUGUUUAUAUAUCUGUAUAUAUUUAUUGAAAAAUGUUCUAAUAUCAUUUGAUAUAAGUAUAGGAAAGUGUAAAAUAAUACCAUAUAUAUUUUUGUCUCCCUUCUUUUAAUAUAUAUUUCGUCUGUCCUCUUUUUUCAUCCUUUUUCGUAUGGACAUUCAAUUAUGAACUGAGGGAAUGUAUAUAAACAAAAAUGACUGGAUAUAUUGGCUUUAAUUCUGAUAAGCCCGAAAAAAAGAACGGACAUCAGAAAUCAUGUGACCGCAAAAGAGAAUCAGAAUACAUACGUCACCGGAAGUGACGUAUCGGAACACAGACGUUGAGAUCGUCGGAAGGAAUCAGACUGAAUAAGACUUUAUAAGAUUAUAAUUACCAGCAGACAUGUUGGGGAGGGCAAGAAUAAUGGGAUCCAUAGCCGGAGGUGCGGCCAUCUUUUGAAUGGCGGACACUUCCGGCUAUGACCAUAUAUGGGAGUGGGUGGUAUUGGCAACACAUUUGUUCACAAUUAUGUACUCUGUGUCAAUUAUUUCUUGCUAUAAAAGGGCUUUCUAGUCCAGUUGAAGUCAGAUGCACUUGAGAAAGACCUGUGAAAGGUUGAAACGCGUUGUGCUAAUUUAUAUUACUUUUUACUUGUAUAUGUAUACAUUCUUUUCUUAUUUUAUUUUAAGAAUAAUAAAAACUUUUUAUUAAUUCUCCGCGGACUUUGAAUUUUACUGGAAUUUUACCAGCUACAAGUUCCUGUGGACACUGUGGAUACAUCAGUAUACCUCUUAAAGAUGAGAUGAUGGGCAUUAUAAGUUUAGAGCUAACUUACUAAUAGCUCCGAAAAUUGUGAAUUUGAAGAAAUAUUUUUCCUCACUUCAUUACCUUUUAAACAGAUUAUACUCUGUAUGCUUUGUCUGUCUUUAUAUAGAUGUAAAAAGUAUUUGCUUUGUGUUUACCGAAAAAAUCUUUGUAAGGUAAAAUUGAGCUAUUCCUACGUGUGCGCUAAUCACCCCUUUUUUACUUGAAUUCAUAAGUUAUACAAUAUCUGGAGUAAUCAUAAGGUGACCUAUGGUGGCUGUCACACAAUGAAUUUAUUUACACAGAAACAUAGAAAGUGAUGGCAGAUAAGAAUAAUUCUCUGUGCAGUUGACUUAUAGAUGCUUCUGGUAGGGUGACCAGCCUUCUACAUGUUACUGAGUGCAGCACUGUCCCAGGAAGCACAUCUAGCAGCCAUCUGAGUGGCCACCGGAGGUGCCCCUGGACAGUAAUAUAAACACUGUUGUUGUGGUCGUGACCUAAAUAUGAAUAUUAAUCUCUUAAUACAUAAUAAUUAAGCAAUACGGAACAACAUUAAUAUUUUUAUAAUUCAUGGUAUUAUGGUCGAAUAUGUGGAUAGAAAAUACACAAAACGUUGUAAUAUUAAAUGUAUAUUUAAUAUAACUAUAAUAAAUAAACAGAUGCUAGCAGAAUGUCAAUUUCAAUAAUUAUACAAUACAAUACUACACAAAACACUAUUGGUUGCUAAGGCUAUUACAAUUGCUAACUGUUACAAUACAAACAUAUUACUUACAAGGCCCCAGCCAAAGGGCUGGGGCUAAGUCAGAGCUGGUGCUACAUGAUCAGUCAGGUACAGGCAAACAGAGAGCUCGCUUCUCCUCACAUCUGGGUUUUAUUCAGUGUAAGUAGGCUGGCCUGUGAUGUCACUGCCAGAAGCACAGGUCUUCCUACACACUCCCCCUAGUGGUGCCCCCAAAGCAUUACACUAAAUAUGCUUUACUGACAUCUAGUGGUGCGUCUAAAGCAUUAAGCUCAUUAUGCUUUUUUAUGACAAAAAGUCAUUAAUUAAUAAAUACCAUUACAAACCACCCUUUGACUUAUGUCAUAAAACAAACAUUAUAAACCCAUACAUCUUGAAUCUACCCUAUUUUAACAGUACCUGCCCUACAACAAAACCCACCUUUUGAAGAAUGAUACCCAUUUACCCGUAAAGUUAUGACACUUUAUUGCUUAUUCAAUUUUUAUUUACUUUUUUUCAUUGAGCACAUGCAUCACCAGUUGGGAAACCUUGGCCUAAAAUAAGCACAUACCCACCCUUAUAAUAACAACUGAGCACAUGCAUUAGCAGUUGGGAAACCUUGGCCUUAAAUAGGCAAAUACCCACCCUUGUAAUAAUAGACAACUCAAACCAUGUUUUAUUAGAUUAACCAAUGAUAUUGUGUUCAUGUGAGGAUGUGUUUUGGAGCUUAAUAUAGUAUUAGACACCACAAACUCAUGAAUCAUGGCACAGACCGACACGAUUUAUGUAGCCUCUGGCUGGUCUGUGUGCCUGGAAUUUUCACAAACAUUAGUCCUGGAAACUGGAUACUCUAUUCUUCGACAGUCUCAUAGAACAUACGCAUGGAGACAGGGAUGAAUGAAACAGUUCAUGUGAUCAAGGACUUUUGUGUGUUUGUGGUCACAUUGUUUUGUUUUUUCUUUCUUUAUACCAUUAACCACCUUGACAUAACAGUGUCCUGCUCCUGAUGCAUUUGUUCCGACUCUCACCCCUCUUAGCUGCAAUAUUUUUUCUCCUUACAGCGACAGUUGAGCAUAGUGUCCAGUGCUUCUUCUUCUUCUGCUUGAAAGUUCUUGAAUGAAAACACAGGCAAUGACGAACACAAACAUAAAUAAUAACUGUGCCAAUCAUCACAAGUACCAUUUGAUUGUGGUGUCUUAACCAUAUUUUUUCCUAUGGCGUUUGGAUAAAUACCUACACACCUCUCUUCACAUCCAGCACACUCCUGAUUCACAGAUAAACACAAUGUAUCUACCAAUUUAACCCAAACACUCGUUAUUACUGCUGCAUUUACCAAUUUAAUCUAAACACUCGUUAUCAUUGCUGUAUUUAACCAAUUUAAUCUAAACAUUAACCAAAACAAUUACAUUCCUAUUUACCACCCUUCUAUUUAAACAUGUAUAGAUAACCCAAAAUGCCUACUUUCUCUUAUCCCUCUUAUUUUUUGUUUUGUUUUGUUUUUUGAACUGCAACCACUCAUGCACUUUACACAGACACAAAUCAAACACCUACUGGACAAUGGGGUUCCCUCGUUAGAGCCCUCCCACCCCAGUUUGGUUUACACAAAAAUACCCCCUGGUCCCUAUGGGUCAAUUCCCCCCUUUCCCAGGCAAACAUACAUACAACAAUAAUAAUACAUAAGGGUUUCAAUUGCAAUACAAUCACUAGAAAUAAGAGAACAGUAUGCACAAAAUCAUAGCAUAGACAUGUUAAAUAGACAAUAAAAUAAAACAUUCAAUAGCUCAUCAAAGGUCAACAUUUAAACACUGGUCUCCAUUUGAUAUUCUAUCUGUGUUCCAAUGUCCACCCCUGGUUUCUGCUAUAUCUGAAAAAGGUAAGAAAACAGAUCAGGAUUACUUUUCCUUGUCACUUAUAGCGUAUACUGCCAAAUCCUUUACUUAGCAUAUAUACAUAUAUACACAUAUAAAUACAUUCCCUAAACUUUUCAUUUUAUAAACAAUUUGUUCAACAAGGUAACUUUCUUAAUUUUCUACUUGGCUCUUAAAAUAAACAAUCAGCUAAUAGCUGCUUUCUGCAUCUUCUCUGCAAUUCAGGAAACACAUUUCUAGCCAACCUAAACAUGUUUAAUAACUCUCCACCCUUUGGUUAAAUUAUAGAGGAGUGAACCACAACACCUCUUCCGCCUCUGAAAGGAUAUAGGUCAAUAUGUCUCAAAGUUCAACACUUCUGACAGCUAUGAGUGACUCCCUAUUAAUUUCUAGCCUUUCCACGGACAUGCUUGCACCUCGCGGCUAAGGGCCUGCACAACUAACCACCCUGUGAUGGCAGUGGCUUUCCGCAUGGGGGUGACCGCCCCCGCAAAAUUAUAGAGGAGCAAACAUACAGCAGCCUCUUUUCCGGCUUGAUUAAAGGUUCUGGGCCAAUAUGUCUGCAAUUUAACCAGUACACUCACGUAUCACUUAUUGUAUAUUUCCUGGUCUCUCAGGAAUUUCUAUUAAAUAGCGUAUCCCCUUCCCAGGGCAAUAUACAACAAAAACUAGUCACCAAGGGUCUCUACGGUCAUGAUAGGCCACCCUACCACUAGUGUAAUACGCCCUUUUUUUAAAAUAUAUUUCCUGGUCUCUCAGAGAUUUUGCCCAUCCCUUUCCCAGAGCAAUAUAUAUAAACAAUUACAAAUAAGUUACAAAACGCUACUUAUAAGUAAUACAGGGUUUCAAAUAAUAAUACAGGAUAGAACUGCACAACAACUAUUGGGUAUGCUCCCCCUUAUCCGGACACGUUUAAAUACCCCCUAGCUCAGGUUCCCCACCCGCUACUGUAACUAAAAUCACAGCCCACGUUAUGGAGGUUCACCCGCUAGGCAGAUACACCCUAAUUCAAAGCAUGGAAAUAUUAAAAUCAGUUAUAGAUGGCUUCUAAAAUAAUAUAAAUCUUAAUCUGAGCCCCUACACUUACUUUGUUAAAAAUGCUAACUUGUUAAAAUAUUCAGACUAAAUAGGACAAAGGAAUUAUUUUACCAUUUUUUCAGUUCAUUUGUUACCAGUUCCUGCAUAUGUCCAGUAAUUCCUUAGUCCUGGAUAAUAAAGCUGAAAAACACUCCACAAAUUGAUUAGUUUAGGCAAUUACAUUUACAAAACAAUGCAGUUUAUUUUUUCUCAUACAGGCAAGACUACCCACCCCCAACAAGGACAAAUUCUCCCCCAGCUGUAGCUGAAAAGCAUGGUCACACAGCUGUUAAAAAGGUGGUCUCUCCUUCAUGAGUCAAAAUCAUAUAUAUAUUUAUACUAAUAUUCUGUGUAUACGCACACAUAAAUCUAUUAUUCACUGAAUCUGCUUUACUAAACGUAUCUUUUUCUUAACUACUAAUUUAAUACAUUUGUCCAAAUCUCUUUUCAACUAGACAAAUCCAUGAAUGCCAAACAAAUGUAAAUUAGUACACAAACAGGGUCAAAUUUAGCAAUAAAACCUGGUGAACUAGUUUAGUGAAAAGUCUUUUCCUAUGCAAAUGGUAGCAAACAAUGAAACUAGGCCUCAACUCAUUCACACCAUGUGGUCAAUGGUGGAUUAAAAUCCACAUGGUCAGACAAAAAGUAAAAUUGUUUUUUGUUUUAUAUAUAAAAAUGACCAAAGGUUGGUAAAACGUAACAAGCAACACAAUAAUUCAUCACUAUGUUCUACAACAAGAGAUACCUUAAAAACAAAUAUCUAAUCCCUAUCUGCUAUCUGCAUUCAUUCCAUUAAAACCAAAUCAUCAUUCAUUUAUUCAUUUGUAUACAGACAGACAAUUUACAGUAUGAUUUAAGCAAAAUGCAUAACAUUUAUAUUUUCCCCAAUAUUCAAGCAUAAUCCUGCCGACUACGCCAAAUGUUGUGGUCGUGACCUAAAUAUGAAUAUUAAUCUCUUAAUACAUAAUAAUUAAGCAAUACGGAACAACAUUAAUAUUUUUAUAAUUCAUGGUAUUAUGGUCGAAUAUGUGGAUAGAAAAUACACAAAACGUUGUAAUAUUAAAUGUAUAUUUAAUAUAACUAUAAUAAAUAAACAGAUGCUAGCGGAAUGUCAAUUUCAAUAAUUAUACAAUACAAUACUACACAAAACACUAUUGGUUGCUAAGGCUAUUACAAUUGCUAACUGUUACAAUACAAACAUAUUACUUACAAGGCCCCAGCCAAAGGGCUGGGGCUAAGUCAGAGCUGGUGCUACAUGAUCAGUCAGGUACAGGCAAACAGAGAGCUCGCUUCUCCUCACAUCUGGGUUUUAUUCAGUGUAAGUAGGCUGGCCUGUGAUGUCACUGCCAGAAGCACAGGUCUUCCUACACACUCCCCCUAGUGGUGCCCCCAAAGCAUUACACUAAAUAUGCUUUACUGACAUCUAGUGGUGCGUCUAAAGCAUUAAGCUCAUUAUGCUUUUUUUAUGACAAAAAGUCAUUAAUUAAUAAAUACCAUUACAACUGUCUUUUCUCUGAAAAAAAACGUGCGUACUGCAAAACGCCUGCAGGGACAUGGUAUAGACACCAAAACAACUACAUUAAGUUGUUCCAGUGAUCUUUUAAUAUACAUUUAAAGGAAACAAACCAUCACAUAAAGAAACCGUUAAGACAAGUUAUAGGUGACUUUCACUCAUUUGCUCUGUGAUUGGUGACAUAUACUACAUGGAUUUUUUUUUUUAAGGUGCCGCAAUACCCCAUGACUAACUGUGUUCCUACCAGUAAUUCUUUCUGAUAGUCUGUACCUUACAGACAGCCAUAUUGAUUUUCUCUUAUCUUCUCAGUUGCUGGCUCAAUCGCAAUAUAAUCUGGAGCUUCCUUGGACCAGUCUGUAUGUUCAUUGUGGUGAGUUCUCUCUGUAGAUUUACUAAAUGUCUGAACACUGUAAACAUAUUUCCUCGCGAUUAUUUCAUAUGUGAGCUGCUGGUCCUAUUCAAUCGAUAUUGUACUUGUUAUAUUAGUAAUAGAAUGCUGAUGUGUUCUCCAUCCGUGUUUUAUUGUUUGUAUAUUUUCGUCGUCUAAGUGUUAGUACAUCUCUGCAUUUGUAUUGUUUUGGAGUGAAUACAUCUACGUAUAAUGUAAUGUCUCUCUUCUUUAUGUGCAGUUGUCCGUCUGUGUUAGACCAUCUCAGCUCUCCUUGCUAUGUUUAUAAUUAAUAUUAUCUUUAUUAUGUGAUUAUUCUAACUUCUCUGCAUGUGAUUUAUCAAACUUGCCUACAAUCUUACUUUAUGUGUUAAUGAGUUAAAGUCUACAUUCUUUGUUGUAUGUAUUUAAACAAUCUCUACCGUCUUCUUCAGAACAUGUUCAGUGUCUGCUUUCUUCUGCAUGCUAAUGUGAGAAAAUCACUUGUUUUCUUUAUAUAAAUUCUAGAACACAACUGCUCUCUAAUUUAUGUGAACAUCUGCUUGUUUUUGUUAUGUGAGGGGCAAAGUCUGUGGGUUAGCUCUAUACAAGUGUUAGAUCAUAUUGUCCUCUUCGGUGUGAGCACUAGAAUUCCUUUUCUAUAUUCUAGGUGUCUUUACAUUCUGGCUGCCUGUUUGUAAUCCAUCCCCCUAUCUGUCAUCCUUAGGAAGAAGAAAUAAAAUUAGAUAAAAACUGUCAUCAUUUGGUACUAUUGGAACAAAUGAGCCAUGGCCUACUUAUCCAAAAAAACACCUUGCGAAUAUUUCUAGAAAUAUACCAUUUCCAUAACUGUUGAGGUUGUUUUUCAGGAUAAGUUCAUGUAUUAAAAUUGAUUGCAAACAAAUUCAAACAAAUUUAACACCAAUGUAAUAAGCAUUUUAAUGAUGGAAUGUAGCUUUCUCAAGAGGAAGAAAACACAAGGAACUAUUAUUCCCCUUCUCUCUUGAUUCAUUGGUCACUUCCACUUUCCCAGAAUCCUUAAAUUUCUUCUACUUUUUCACAUUCUUCAUUUACACUCUUUCUUUUCAGGUAAAUACUGUUCUCUUGAUCUUCACAAUUUGGCUGCUCCAAGCAAAACUAGCAUCUCUAAAUAUGAAUGUUUCAUCUCUAAAGGACACUCGGUGAGUUCAUGUGAAAACAAGAGACACAAGAGAAGCCUAUUAAAAGAUUACUGGGUAUAGAAUGAAACAGCGAAGAAUGAGAAGACCAUUUCAGAGCAAUUUAAAACCUGACCCCGUCACUUGGAAACAACAGAAAAGUUUUUAGGUUUAAGUUUGAAAAAAUGUACAAAUGUAAAAUCAUCAAAUCAAAAUACUAACCAAGUUACCUGGUUAGACCAUGAAUACCAAGUAAUUCUGUCAGUUAAUAACCUAAUCCUGGCAUUGUAAUAGCUAGUCUUCCGAAUGCUCAAAUGACUGUUGACAUAGCUUGAUGAUCGCCAGUGACCUUGAGCCCAUUCACCACAAUCAGUUUCUUCCAGACAAAUGUUUUACAUUCCAUUUGUUGUUUUCUCUAAAUGUUACACACAGCUGCGUCUUUAACAACAUUAAGCCAUUCAGCUUCCUUUCAUUAAGGCCAGCUUCCCACCCACUGCUGUUUAUUCCUACAGGAAUUUAAACUAGUUAAAGGGACAUUCCACUACUGAAAAAAUAUAUAUAAUAAUCCAUGUUUUGUAGAUAAACAUCACAUAACAGCAUGCAUGAUUUUAAUUUAUAUCUAAAAACAGCUGGCAAAACCUACCUUUCUAUCGUCUGCAGCUUUUGCAAGGCCUCCUCUUUUAACCCCAUCCAUACUUUCUGUGGCUGUCCAAUCAAAGACUUUCCAAUGCAGCUCAGUAAGAAGUCUUUGCAAGGCAGGUGCUAUGAGCAGUUGCUGCCUCUUGACACUCCAGUCCCCGAAAGCAUUUCUGCAUAUUCCCUCUGGUUUCUGUUAUAAAAGCUUGGAUUUCAAGAGAAAAAAGGGACAUUUUUAAAACACAUUAUUAUGCCUCCCAGCAGGAAGGAUUUCCUGACUCAUUAGCUUUUUGACUUUGGUUCAUAGUUGAAGUUAGUGCAUCUCAUGCAGAAAUAUCAGAAUGAUAGAGCAAUGUAAAAGAUAAUCAUGCACCAUAGGUCCCCAAUGCUUCUCUGUGAGAAGCAUCGAAGAUCAUCAGUAUUGUUCAUAUCUUUGUGGGAGAAUUACGAUGGAGAAAGGAUACUAAUUUUGCACUAAAAAAAGGCAAGUUAAAUAGUGCUUUAUAAUGAAAAGGAGGGCCCCACUUUUAAAAUAAAAUAUAUUUAUUAAUUUAAUUCUAAAGUUAGAGUGUUUUACUUCUGCAAACAAAAGGUUAUGUUUUACAGAAGUAAAUAUUGCUUUUGACACACAAGCAGAUUGUAACACAGGAAGUGUGUGAAAACAACCAGAUUCAAUUGAUAUACUUUAAAAGUUAUCUCUUAACAGUUUGGGCGGAAUUGCAUGACAUGUUCUUACAAUAUAAUGCGUAAUAGAAAACUCAUCAACUGCUUAAUAAUAAUUAAAAUAAGAUGUAAAGAAAUGCAGCAUAUACUAAUAUGAAAGAGAGCAAUGAGUGUCCAGAACUUAACAAGUUCAGGCUCAGUGGUUUAAUGAAUUUUGUCUAAUGACCUGUUCUCAGGGCCGGUGCAAAGAAUUUUGGGUACUUAGGCAAAGAUGCAUUUUUCCGCCCCCCCCAAAAAACAUCUUCACCUGUGUGCCUCUUAACCUCCCUUUUGUGUUUCUUAUCCCGUCUUUUAAAUAUCUUACUCCCUUUAGUGUAUUUUAUCUCCUAUUUUUGACUUUGUGUGUCUCCUAUCUCUCCUCUUUGUAUGACUCUUACAUCCUCCCACAUUUUGUGUGUCUUACUCCUCCCAACCCCUUUGUGUUACUCCUUUUCUCCCAGCCCCUUUGUGUCUUUUACUCUUCCCAGCUCCUUUGUGUGUGUCUCUUUCCUUCUCAAGCCCCGCUGUGUGUUUCUUUCACAUCCAGCCCCUCUCCCCGUCCCUUAAUGGUCCCCUCCCUUCUCUGACCCUUACUGUUCCUCUCCCUUCUCUCCUCCUUUCCCUGUCCCUCAGUGUUCCUUUCCUUUCCCACCUCCUUUCCCUGUUGCUUAGUGUUCCUCUACCCCCCUCCCUCCUUUUCCUGUCGCUUAGUGUUCCUCUACCCCCCUCCCUCCUUUUCCUGUCCCUUAGGGUUCCUCUCCCCCCUCCCUCCUUUUCCUGUCCCUUAGGGUAUCUCUCCCCUCCUCUCCCUGUCCAUUGGUGUGCCACCCACCCCCAUAGUGGUCCCCUCCCCUUCCUGGUGUGCCUCCUACCUUUCUUGUAGCAUGGCUAAGCUGAGUGAAUCCUGGUACAGUGAACUUUUCCUGUCAGUCCUGCCAGGUACAGGAAACAGAAGUUCCUGUACCACGGUACACUCCGCUUGGCCACGCUACAGUCAGGGGUGUAUAAAAACACUGACAGUCACACACACUCAAUGACAAACACACAGACGUCUCUGACAUCCAGACUCAUUUAUCUGACACACUCAUUCAUUGACACUCACACGCACACUGACAGACACACAAACACUGACAGACUCAUUGACAAACACACACUGACAGACACACACACACUCACAUGACAACACAUACACACACACACACACACAAACUCACAGACACACAUACUUACACACACACUGACAGACACACAUACUCACAUGCACACACACACACACACUGACAGACACACUCACACACACACACUGACAGACACACACACACAGACACACAAACUCACACACUCACACACACACACAUACUCACACACACACUGACAGACACACUCACAUGCACACACACACACACACACUGACAGACACACUCACACACACACUGACAGACACACACACACACAGACACACAGACACAUAUACUCACACACCCACUGACAGACACACACAAUCACAUGCACACACACUCACAGUAAUUAAUAAUAUAAAUUUAAUUUAAAGGUCCCACCCAGCCUCCCUAUCUGGAGAGCUGGCGUGGGUCUCUCAUUGGUGGUCCAGUGGGGCUGCUGGGAGGCGUGCGGCUGAAUUGGAUUCCGAGGCGGCGAGGGAGCUCUGAUCGCUCUGAUCUGCUCCCUUUUGUGCCUUUUGCUGAUGCCGGGAGCCGUCACAUUCCGGCUCCCGGCAUCAGUAAACAGUCUGCGAUGGAGCAGAUCAGAGAGAUCAGAACUCCCUUACUGCCUCGGAAUCCUAUUCAGCCGCACACCGCGCCUGGGAUCCAGAAGGUGGCCUGGCAGGAGGGAGCAUUUCUCUCCUGCCAGUCACUGGAAUUUUGCGCCCCCAGAGCGCGCCUUAUGGACGUGCCGGCCCUGCCUGUUCUCUAAGUCUGCGGGUCAUUUCUCCCUCUGAAUCUGCUAGAAAAAUCUUGGCUGACAUUACACUUUAGACGCUUACUAUACAAAGCAAUAUUGCAGACAUUCCUACUCCACCACUUGUCUUGGUUUGCCUCUUAGAUCAUGAAAAAUGGACUUAACAGAAAGAUUUUUUUUAAAAAAGCUUAAUAACAUUAAAAAAGGCUUAAAAAAUAUAAAAGGCUUAAAAUCUACUUAAUGAGGCUUAACUAGAUUAAGAUUACAGAAGAGUGGAGAAAAUUGUUAGGUCAGGCAAACUAAGGACCAGAUAUUUUUGCUUUCACUUUUGCUUAGAAUAUCCAGCUGGGAAGCAAUAUGGAAUUGGCAUUUCCGGUAUCUCACUGAAAAUACAUUAAUUUGGUUUUGUUUGUUCACAGUUCAAAUGAUUCCCUCAGUACUCUUAAAGAUGCUUAAAACAAAGAUAUAAGGUUAAGUGGAAUGACCAUGCUUUUUUAAUAAUGUUAUUUAUACUUAAAUUCAGACUUUACAUUAACAGUGGUUUCAGUUUCAACUUUACAAAAGGGCAUGGGAGUUUUUUCGGUUGUUGUAUCUAAAUAAUCAAAAUAUUGGGCUAUUUAGUCAUUCAUUUGUGACCUUCCAGUUCCCGUGCCCCUCAGUCCUCGUAGACCCUGCUCUUCCUACAGGCUUGUUGUGUUUUAUAUAAUUUUGUGAUUUUAACGUUCUUUUUUUUGCCCUCCUGUGAGAUUGUAUGGUCCUUUGCCUUUGGUAUGGACCUGACGUGUUCCCCUCGUUACAAUUGUGGUCUCCUAUUUUUAACUUUAAGCAUGCUUCUGUCGACAGCAGGCAACUUUAUAUCCUUCUUGGCCAUUGACAUCAGUUGCACUGAGUCUUGUAUUGCAGAGGAAGAAGCUUAUGGCAAAUUCUGCUACCUUUAAAUUGACUUCUCUCACAAAACGCCUGUAUCACCAUUAAAAGGAUGUUAUAGUCGGCAGAACAACUACAGCUUAAUGUAAUAGUUCUGCCGCGCAUGCGCACUCCGCUUCAGUGACAUUGGACGGGGGAGCUUACGUUGGCGGGGGAGGAGAGGUCACCGGCGCCGAGGAAGCCCGGCGCUGGAUUAAGGUAAGUGGGAGGGGGACGGGGACCCUGAAGGUGGGGGCACCCUCAGGGCACUAUAGUGUCAGGAAAACCACUUUGUGUUCCUGACACUAUAGUGAUCCUUUUAGAUUUUAAGAGGUGAAAGAGUGAGUGAUGGUGCAGUGUACUAACUUGUCUUCCAACUCCUGACUCUCCACAGACUCCUGACAUUCAAAUCAUUGGCUCAGCUAUUUAUACUGGGUCCCACCUGGAUUAUUGGGAUCUUCCAGUUUGGACCUGGAGCCCAAGUCAUGUCUUACAUCUUUACUGUUUGCAACAGCCUGCAAGGAGCCUUUAUAUUUCUUGUGCACUGUCUCCUCAAUCGUCAGGUGAACAAAGUGUUGAUUAUUAUAUUAACUGUGUUAACACACAAAUCAAGUUUUCAAAUCACAUACUGGACGGCCGGUGAUAUGAUCAUUGCAAUAUUUUCUGUAAUUCACAGUUUAAAUGAUACCAUGUAGUGAAUGGCCCCUUAACCCCUUAAGGACACUUGACAUGUGUGACAUGUCAUGAUUCCCUUUUUAUUCCAGAAAUUUGGUCCUUAAGGGGUUAAUCCCAGGCAUCACUGGUCUUACUUGAGACCAGUAGCAGUUAUACCCCAAUACAGCAUAUUUGUAGCUACUGCUAUUUUAAUUAACCCUCCUCCUAAUACUGAUUUAACAAUAUAGGAACUAAAACACAAUUUUCCCAGUGCUUUUCUGGGCUUGUAUUUAUCAUGAGAAAGACUGAAUUGAUGGCAGCAUUUGCAAAUAUUCGUUCUGCUGGGAAGUGUAACCUCCAUAGACAUAGACAAGUAUGUUCCAGUAUUACCCUAAGAUUAAGGAAACAUUAACCAGUACUCUAGCAUUACCCUAAUCUAUUUUUUUUUUUUUUUUAAAUAAUGGAUUCUAAAUGUAUAUUAUGAUGUCUCAUAAUGUUUAUGGGAUAAAACCCACCAAAAAACGGUGUGUGUUAGAUACAGUUGUAUGCUCAACUUCUAUCGGAGUCCAUAAAUGACUGUUACCAAGUUUGUAGACGUUGUCUCAAACGGCCCUUAUUUACCCAAGAUACAAUAUCGGAAGGAACUCAAUAUGUUUAAAGUUAAUUAUUUAUUUAUCUAAAAGCAAAUAAAACAAAUUGUACAAUAAAAAUAUUCAAUUCAAUCAACAUGUUACUCCCUCCAAGAUGCAUUGCAGGCUUUCUCAAUCGUUUGAGAAAACUACGUGAAACACGUUUUAGAGGGAGGAACUUGAUAUUGAGUAUUUUUAUUAUACCAUUUGUUUUAAGAUUCAUAAAUAAUUUAUGUUAAAUGUAUUUAGUUCCUUCCAAUAUUGUAUCCCGGUUAAAAGUAGGGAAGUGUCACCCUGAAAUUUGACACUACGUCUUUAAACUGAGAGCUAGUCCUUUAUAAGCUCCUAUAGAAUGUGAGCAUUAUAAAGCAAUUUAUCGAUCUAUUAUUUCACAAUUCUUGAGCGCAUUUUCUCAUGCCUAUUGUAUAAUUUUAUAUUAUGAUGUCUACUGAACCCCAAGAUGGAUUACACCAUUGAGCCAUAAAGUUGCCUAAAAUAUGACUCUGAUGGGGCAUUUUUUUUGUUUUUUUGUGAUUGGGGUUGUUUGUUGUUUGUUUGAUCUACAUCUUUUUAUAUUUGGCCACAUAAAGCAAUAGGGCAGUGAUUAAUAAUAACACAAAUACUCUAGAAUGUAUCUAAAACUCAGUAAUGCUUCCCUUCCUGGGUAAACAUAUUGGGAUAGAACCACCAGAAUCAAUAUUAUAUCAUAUAAAAUAAUUUCUAGAAUCCCAAUGUGUUGGUUAUUAGACCCCAACAAAAUUGUUCAUUAGAAGCAAAGUGUGACAGAAUAUUAAGUAUUAAACUCAAAUUACUUUUUAAAGUUCCAAAACAUGUAUUGGUUAAAAGUAAUAACAGUCUGAAGAAUGUCAAAAAUGCUAUAAUACACUAGAGGGCGCUAGUUACCUAAUAGACUCUUCGCACAGGCUGACGCACUGCCAAAAAGAGUAAUAUUCUCUCUAUCAAACCUUCUAUACAUGUAACUUUAUAUUAAUAGUGGCUCCUAAUUUGUACUAUGCAGGUGAGGGAAGAAUACCGCAAACUGUACCACAAAUUCUGCUCCUGCAAGAAGCAAGGGCCUGACGUAUCCACUGAUACCUUUCCCAUGACUAGCAAACCAACGACUGUAAGUAUCACUUCUUCACUUGCCCUUUGUGCUUUCUUUUUUAUCUCGCCUCUUCUUAAAAACCUAUUAAACAUUAGGUAAACAAAAAUUAGGUUAAAAAAAACUACUCAAAAGAGCAGCUAAACUCCAAAACCCCAGGAAAUGAUGUAGCAAAAAAAAUAAAAUAAAAUAAAAGCUGUAAAGUUUGUUAAUUAGUUUAAAUAUAUAUAUCUUAUAGCAGACAAAAUAUUGCAUGGGACGGAUAAAUGGACAGUCCACACAUGAUGCAUUUUGCUCUACUAGUUAAUCAUAAGUAAUAUUGACCAUCGUGCAGUUCCCGUGUGCAUGACACAUUCAGGGUUAUUCAACAGAUCGAGAAUUGCCAGGAUUUUAAAUGUAAAAUAAAUAGCCAAACUGAACACAAAAUUGACUUGGAGAAUUUUCCUAAAUUGGCUUCCUGUAUAACACUAUACAAAUAGGAUGGCGCAAGUAGCAUAAAAAAUAUAAUAAAAAUGGGAAUGUUAUUAACAAUGCAGCAGCCCAAUCUAAUAAGCCCUGGUGAUACAACUUAGAAAAACAGUAUAAUUAUAAAAAGCUAAAUUAAAUCAAUGAACUAUGGCAAAAUAGUGCAGAGAAAUUCAUAACAAAUAUACUCCAGAGCCCCUUAGUGGAGAGUGGUACUUUAACCACUCCAAUCUUGUGAGUCUCCAAUUUUAAGCAUUCGAUUUUUAUCAAUUGUGAUUUUACUUUACAUAUUGCACUAGUUUUUUUCAGUCUAUUUAUUUUUAGAUUCGAUGAUUGUGAAGCUGUUUGUGCAAGUAUAUUUGUUGUGAAUUUCCCUGCACUAUUUUGCCGCAGAUCAUUGUUUUAAUUUGGCACAUAAGUUUGUCUCACUACGUCUUUACUAUCGCUGUAUGUAAUAUUCAUCACCCAGUGUCACAUGUGUGUGUGUCGGGUCUGAGUAUUUCACAUAGUAUCAUCAGUGGGUUUUAUAAUAUUUAUUGUUUUUAUGGGCACCAAUCUUUUUAUAAUUAUACUAAAUUGGCUUCCUGGCCUAAAUUUUGAACGUCACUCAAAAUUUCUGGCAAUAAUCAUUGAAGUUAAUAACCCUGUAGUGGCUCCAACAAAUCGAAGACUAUAGUCCCAUCCACAUGCAUAAUUUCAUUAAAGCAUCUAACAAUGAUGGCAAUUUAUGGAGGGUUUGUGUCUGUUCUACAUAGGUUGCACAGACUGUUCUGCUGAACAUGGACACUUGGAUAGUGUAGCAUAAAGAAGCAACAGAUGAAGUUGAAUCUGGAUCUGCCUCUAAUUUUCGUUUACUUUUCUCUUUUUCCUUCCAGAGCAAUAUAUACAUCUCAAGGCCAGAACUCAGAGAGAGUAAUCUUGCCUCAAGAGCAGACUGGUGACAAGUUGUCCUACACUCAUUACUUAGAGGAGAAAUGCGUCAUUUCUACCAUAUUGUGAACCUCAUAUCUAAUGAAACCCCAGAAAUGCUCAGAAUCAUCACCUUGUAAUCUCUAUGUGCAAUCACCAUGGCUUUGGGCAAUUAUUUAGUUCCGAAAGAUAAUCACUGGAUAGAUAGAACUGCAUCUAGUAUUAAUACCAUGAUGCAGCAUUAAACAUACCAAAACAAGAACUUACACAAAAACGCAACUUAGGAGCCAAUCAAGAAGAUGCCACAUGUUUCGCUUUGCAUGAUAUUGGCCAUGAAGUAUCACUUGUUUAAAAUAUAUCUACUAAUAUUAUCAUUUAUUACACAAUCCCUCUCUUUAAAAGUAUUUGCCAAAUAAUUACCAUUCUUCAAGUGCUUUGUGUAGUUGUUAAAAGGUUUAGAUUUUUUUUAAUGCUUUUGUAUUUCAUACUCUAUAUAUGCACUCUUAGUGUUAGUUCCUGUUCUACAGAACAAAUAUGUGCUAAUUCAAGGCUCCAAAGGAUCUCGGAGAGUACAAGUGGAGAGGUCUGGAAGUGAG
This is a messenger RNA of Pelobates cultripes (western spadefoot toad), 40560 nucleotides long. The record is from the annotation of a GenBank genome assembly. Lineage: Eukaryota; Metazoa; Chordata; Amphibia; Anura; Pelobatidae.